UCCGAGCACUUAGAUGCGAGCGGCAACUUCACCGGUAGCCCAGCGCGCCCCGCCGCCUGUCGCCCACAACAGCCCGCAUCAUCAUCACCAUCAUCAUCAUCAUCAUCACCACCUUCAUCAUCCUCAUCAGCAUCAGCAGCAGCAGCAUCAGUGUGAUGAAGCAGCGGAGGACGGAGACCUUCCUGCUCUGAGACACUGGAUCAGCCCGCAGACAGGAUGACUGAGGUGAUGAACUCUCUGGAGCCCGGGACGGAGGACUUCAGCGGGGGAGGAGCAGGAGGAGAUCAGGGCACAAUCUUCCCAGAUACCCAUGAAAGGUAUCCAAAGUUGUCCAAGAGGCUUCCCUCCAUCGUGGUGGAGCCGACGGACGGCGCCGAGGUGGAGAGCGGAGAGCUCCGCUGGCCACCGGACGAGCCGAGCUCUCCGGAGGCCCAGACUGAGAGACAGAGUCUGGGGGAACAAACUGCAGACGAGGGAGAGUCGAGUGUCGGCGUGGAUGAGGAGGCCUCAGGGGCGGAGAUGCAGGACUCCAACUGAACAAAACUCUCCUAACCAGCGAAAUCCACUGUUACUGUGAGUGUGUCCAGACUUGGAAGAAUUUAAAAAAUAAAAACAACAACAGAGUUCAGUAGAGACACAUGGUGUGGAUAGAAAGCAUCGCACAGAUCAGAGGAGGAAGGGUAGAAAAACAGAUUCCCAAACCCCAGCUCACGAUGGGGGCUUGGAGCCAGAGUCGAGUCGGCACCUUCAGAAUAAAUUUACAGAAGGGGAUUUUCUUUUCACGACCUGGUGAAGGAGCUUUUCCAGACAUAUGUACGCAAAUAAAGAUGAUUGAAGGGACCAAGUUGACAUCCUGAACCUUUUUUUUUUUUGCCUUUUGUCUGCUUGGAAAUGAACAAAAGAUGCUAUAACUGUAACAGCAGACAUGUAUUUAACGUCAGAAAUCCCUCUGUCACAUUCCAGCUUUGUGAUUUUGAUAUAAAUACACGUUUUAAAUUUGAUAUAUUAAACAAAUUUUGUCUCUCUCUCUGGCUCCAAGCCCUCGCUGUCCAGAUGCCCACGAUAUCAUCUGCACAUCUGAUCUGGACAGAUGUUUCUAAAUGCUGUCUUAAGUAUUUAGCUCAUGUGUGCCAUACUACUACUACUAAUGGUAGCUACUGUAUUUUGUGCACAGUUUUUACAUUAACUUUAGAUGUAAAUUACAUCACUGUUUGUUAAGUGCUCACUGCUGUAGUUUGGUGAUCUUGGUCUCACUAUUCACUUUGUAAUAAUAGCUACGAUGUUUUAAAGAGCGGUAUUUGAUUAGGAACAAAUUCAUCACUUUAUUCGAUGUUAUUACAUUCUCUAAUAUAUUAUAUAAUAUGUAAGUAUUGUCUUCAUACAGUAGGUGUUAAAGGGAAUGUAAUCGUGUUUUACUUAAAGAUAUUGGAGCAAUAUGUUCACAGGAAUUUAAAGGCAGUCCAUUUUGUAACAGACUACAGAAGUAAAAAGAUCCAGUAUAUUUUAGAUGUGUGUUGCUUGUCACAGACAUGAUAUUUUUUAAAAUUACUGGAAGCCUAAAUUAUUGCACAAGUAAUAAACCUUUUCAAAAAUUCUUAAAA
Molecule: messenger RNA, 1601 nt
Organism: Lates calcarifer (barramundi perch)
Lineage: Eukaryota; Metazoa; Chordata; Actinopteri; Centropomidae
Product: protein LBH
Exons: 4
Coding region: 217-537 (106 amino acids)
Source: RefSeq, a predicted model, not a curated record